Messenger RNA from Scylla paramamosain (green mud crab), 1484 nucleotides. RefSeq lists its product as uncharacterized. Lineage: Eukaryota; Metazoa; Arthropoda; Malacostraca; Decapoda; Portunidae. The record is from RefSeq and is a predicted model, not a curated record. Gene Ontology annotation, molecular function: ligand-gated monoatomic ion channel activity. The coding region runs from base 683 to 1474 and encodes 263 amino acids. Gene Ontology annotation, cellular component: membrane. The transcript is spliced from 3 exons.
CUUUGAAUAUUGAAAAUUCUCAGAAAUCUCCACACAUAGCGUUUUCGCUAAAUACUAUUGCAAUGGACGUUUUUAAAGUUUCUACGGUGCCAAAGUGAACGUGACAGCCGAACCCUACAUGCCUUACUGGGACGAGGAAGAGGUGCUGGCCGCUGAUGGUUCCAAGACAAUCGUGUACCGUGGCUCUGACUACCUCAUGGUGGAUGCUAUUGCCUCGGCUCUUAAUUUUACUGUCCGCGUCCUUCCGACGUCAUCGUGGACUGAGGUGAGUUGUUGAGUUACAUCAUGUGAUCCCACCAUUUGGAUGUUAAGUCCCCUAAACAGAUAGUUGUUCUAUGAGCGGCUAAUCAUUUGAUUAAUCUCUUGAAUUAACUGUGACUAACCUCUUCCCAUAAUGGGAAAACAAAAUGCCAGUUUCGUAGACAACUCCAGUCACUUAAGCAAAAACAUAUAAGUUUUCUCAAGACCUGAACAUUUUCUUUUGUUACUCUAAUUUUAUUAUGUAUCUACUGAUGAGUAAUUUCCCUUCCAAGGUAACAAGUCUGGUGGAGGAGAAGACUUCACUGAUAUCUUCAAUUACUCAUAGUAUCCUACCUGAGCGAGUCGAAAAAUUUGACUUCACUUACUUAUUUGAAAAUUCAUAUGCGUCAUUUGGCUUGGCUAAACCCAACCUGGAGCCUCGAUGGAAAAGCAUUUACUAUCCUCUGUCUACUGCAGUGUGGUCAGCAAUGGUUGGGCAUGUUGUCUUCUUGCCAUUCCUUUUGUGGCAGGUAAAAAAAAAAAUAUAUGUAUUACCAACUCACAUCUGUACAAUGUUGUUGAUAAACAUCAUAAAUCUACCAAAAAAUGUAUUCCACAGCUCAUUCGUGCAGGACAUGAUAGACACCCAAACGUGGGAGUGGGGGUAGUGUUCCAGGACAUGGUGGGGAUGCUGCUCGGCCAGAACCUUCCCCGCAGGCUGUCCUAUACCUCCUCCAGCAGGGUUCUGGUGGCUGCCUGGCUGGUGUUCGCCCUUAUUCUCGGGGUGGCCUACCGCGGUAACUUAACUGCCUCUCUCACCCUUCCCAAGUAUCCUCCGCGCCCAGAGACACUCAAGGAAAUCGUCGACAGCGUUGACAUAAUAACCAUUCCUAGUUACGGUAAACACUUCCGUAAAUACUACAGUGAUUCUGAGUCACCAUUAUUUCAAGCUCUGGGCAAUCUUUUGAACCCUGGACCUUCACUCAUGGAGGGGCUCAAGAUGGCGUUGGUGAAAAGAAGCGGCCACCUAGAUGCAAGAAAGUACAUUCAGUAUCAAAUUCUGGACAAGUUUACGGAGAAAGACGGCAGCACCCCUCUCUACGUCGCUCGUGGGUCCGUCUCUCCCACCCCUUCCGGAUGGCCAAUCCCGCACGAUGCGCCGUACAAGGCUCACUUGGACGGGUUAAUCGUGGCCACCUUGGAGGUGAAUCUUGUUGAUUAUUUUAAAUCUUAAUAUUCUUUCC